AUGAUCAGCUCGGUGUGUGUCUCCUCCUACCGCGGGCGCAAGUCGGGGAACAAGCCUCCGUCCAAAACAUGUCUGAAGGAGGAGAUGGCCAAGGGCGAGGCGUCGGAGAAGAUCAUCAUCAACGUGGGCGGCACGCGACAUGAGACCUACCGUAGCACCCUGCGCACCCUACCGGGCACCCGCCUCGCCUGGCUGGCCGAUCCCGACGGCGGGGGCCGGCCCGAGUCCGAUGGCGGUGGUGCAGGCAGCAGCGGCGGCGGGGGCUGUGAGUUCUUCUUCGACCGGCACCCGGGCGUCUUUGCUUACGUGCUCAACUACUACCGCACAGGCAAGCUGCAUUGCCCCGCCGACGUGUGCGGCCCCCUCUUCGAGGAGGAGCUCACCUUCUGGGGCAUCGACGAGACCGACGUGGAGCCCUGCUGCUGGAUGACAUACCGGCAGCACCGCGACGCCGAGGAGGCGCUCGACAUCUUCGAGAGCCCGGACGGAGGCGGUGGGGGCGCGGGGCCCGACGAGGCCGGCGACGACGAGCGGGAGCUGGCCCUGCAGCGCCUGGGGCCCCACGAAGGAGGCGCGGGCCCUGGCGCGGGGCCCGGGGGCUGCCGCGGCUGGCAGCCCCGCAUGUGGGCGCUCUUCGAGGAUCCCUACUCCUCCCGGGCGGCCAGGGUGGUGGCCUUCGCCUCUCUCUUCUUCAUCCUGGUGUCCAUCACCACCUUCUGUCUGGAGACCCACGAGGCUUUCAACAUCGACCGCAACGUGACGGAGAUUCACCGGGUGGGGAAUACUACCAGCGUGCGCUUCCGGCGCGAGGUGGAGACGGAGCCCAUCCUGACCUACAUCGAGGGCGUGUGUGUGCUGUGGUUCACGCUGGAAUUCCUGGUGCGCAUCGUGUGCUGCCCGGACACGCUGGACUUCGUCAAGAACCUGCUCAACAUCAUCGACUUCGUGGCCAUCCUGCCCUUCUACCUGGAGGUGGGACUGAGUGGCCUGUCAUCCAAGGCGGCCCGCGACGUGCUGGGCUUCUUGCGUGUGGUGCGCUUCGUGCGCAUCCUACGCAUCUUCAAGCUCACGCGCCACUUUGUGGGGCUGCGCGUGCUGGGCCACACCCUGCGCGCCAGCACCAACGAGUUCCUGCUGCUCAUCAUCUUCCUGGCCCUGGGCGUGCUUAUCUUCGCCACCAUGAUCUACUACGCGGAGCGCAUCGGCGCCAGGCCCUCCGACCCGCGGGGCAAUGACCACACCGACUUCAAGAAUAUCCCCAUCGGCUUCUGGUGGGCCGUCGUCACCAUGACAACACUGGGCUACGGGGACAUGUACCCCAAGACGUGGUCCGGCAUGCUGGUGGGGGCGCUGUGUGCUCUGGCCGGCGUGCUCACCAUUGCCAUGCCCGUGCCUGUUAUUGUCAACAACUUCGGCAUGUACUACUCUCUGGCCAUGGCCAAGCAGAAGCUGCCCAAGAAACGGAAGAAGCAUGUACCUCGGCCACCCCAGCUGGAGUCGCCCAUUUAUUGCAAGUCACAGGAGACCUCACCCAGGGACAGCACCUACAGUGAUGCCAGCCCCCCUGCCCCAGAAGAGGGUGUGGUUGAGAGGAAACGGGCAGAUUCCAAGCAGAACGGCGAUGCCAGUGCGGUGCUGUCGGACGAGGAGGGAGCCGGCCUCACCCAGCCCCUGGCCUCCGCCCCCACCCCUGAGGAGCGCAGGGCCCUGCGCCGCUCCGGCACCCGAGACAGAAACAAGAAGGCAGCUGCCUGCUUCCUGCUCAGCGCUGGGGACUAUGCCUGCGCCGAUGGUAGUGUCCGCAAAGAGACCUGCCAAGACGCCCUCUCGUCCAACUAUGCCCAGGCCGAAGUCCUCACCCUCUCUUAA
Molecule: messenger RNA, 1869 nt
Organism: Rangifer tarandus platyrhynchus (Svalbard reindeer)
Lineage: Eukaryota; Metazoa; Chordata; Mammalia; Artiodactyla; Cervidae
Source: the annotation of a GenBank genome assembly